UCUCUACAUGAGAUGAACACAAACCCACCUCUCCCACCCUGAUGUCCAAACCCCCAUUUAGUUGUAGACUUGUUCUCUCCAUCUCAAAAGCUCAUUAAUGACUUCAAAAUAACUUGAGCUCUACUGCUAUAACAACAGCAUCAGGAUGGACAAUCCAAGUGAGGAGUGGGAAGUCCAGAGACACUCAUCAUCAGAUGGAAGUAACAGCAAGGUGAGUUGGAUUCUGCACAAGGGUCUGAGCCUGGGAAAGAAGAUUGUCAUCACCGGUGUCAUGAUCUCAUCUGCUCCCUUGGUUCUCCCUCCGCUUGUGGUUAUUUCUGCACUCGGGUUUGCAUUCUCCGUUCCUUUUGGGCUGGUCUUUGCAAGUUAUGCUUGCACUGAGAAGCUCAUGAGCAAGUUGCUUCCUGGGCCAAGAUAUCCUCUUAUGUUGGGGAUUGGAACACCAACCAAAGGAGAAGUAGAAGAAGAAGAAACGGAAUUUGGAUUUGGAGAUGGUGAGUAUUGGCGAAAAGGUGAUGAGAUCGAUGAUCAAGAACUAGUGGAAGAAGUAGACAACGAAAUUGUGAAGGACUUGGGGUAUGAUUUAGAAAUGAAUGCAGAUGAAUAUGGGCGCAAAAGCAUUGAGAAGGAUGACGAAGAACCAAGGAAUGGCGUAGAUGAAAUAGUCAAUAAAGAUGGGUAUGAGAAAGAUGUGGGUGAAGAUGUAGAGGGAAAGGAUAAGGAGCCAUUGGAAGGGAUUGAAGUGAAAAUUGAAGGAAUCAGAGAAGAGGAAAAGGACGUACCAGUAGUAGAAAGAAGCAAGUGGGAGAAGCCAGUAGAUGUGCAUCAAAUUGAAGUUGUGGUAGGAAAAGCUGAGAAAAAUGGAGAUGUGAUUAAAGGAGGAGUUGUAGAUAGAGACCGUGCUGAUAAAGUGAAACUUUCCAAUGAAGAGGAGGAUUUAGCGAGAGUUACUACAGGAUUGUUACAAAAAGUCAGGGAUGAAGGUGAUGUUGGUGAUCCUGUGGAAAAGGACAAGUGGCAGAGGAAAGAAAUAAGUGAUCAUACUGCCAAGGACAUGGAUCAGAAGAAUUUGACUAUGGCUGCAGAAACAAAGAAACCAUCGGAAGUCAAAGGUGUGAAAUUGGAAAAACUUAUUGGAAAGAUGAAAGGAGGCAAGAAGAGAAACAAGGGGCCUAAACAAAAUAAGGAGAUUCGAGAAAGCAGAACCGAAGAACAUGUGGACGCCGUAUCGGGGGUGGUGGAACAAGUUGAAGCGGGUAUAAAAGAAGACAACAGAGAUGAAAUGAAGGCGGAGAAGGUUGUGGUAGUAGAGGAACCAAUUGGAGAUAUUAGUAAGCCAAUAAAGGGGAACACACUUGUGAAUGCUGAUGACAGACAUGGAGCCAGUGACGAGCGCUCUUACACAACCGCUGAGAAUCCUGAAGAAUAUCAAAACAUUUCAGGUCACACUUCAGAAGGGAAUGCAGGUUCUUUGGAGCUUCAUGUCCCGGCAGAGGAUCCCAAGUCAAAACAUGCUGGAAUUGAUAUCGUUAUGCCUGUUCGUAAGGUGCCACUAAGCGAGAAGAAAAUAUGGGAACAUAUCAAAGCACUAAGAGCGAUAGUGGGAUAUAAAGCUGCACCCCAUGCAACGUGCGUCGAGGAAAUAAAAGCCCUCUGCAUCUUCACGGGAGUAGAGCCACCAGCUGCCUCAUUCAAAAACCCCUCUGAUCUUGUGGAGGUGAAUGACAGGCUCCAAUUUCUCAUGUCCAUUGUUGGAGUGAAGUAGAGGUUAUUGUUUCAUUGUAAACUUUCUUGUCAGUUGUUUGUUAAAGUUUGUUUGCAUCGUUGGGGUAUUUGCGUGGAAGGACCUGAACACUGCUUGUAGUUUGGCUAAAAUGGUGCUGCGGAAGGCUAUUUGUUUGUUC
This is a messenger RNA of Rhododendron vialii, 1904 nucleotides long. RefSeq lists its product as uncharacterized. Lineage: Eukaryota; Viridiplantae; Streptophyta; Magnoliopsida; Ericales; Ericaceae. The record is from RefSeq and is a predicted model, not a curated record. The coding region runs from base 146 to 1765 and encodes 539 amino acids. The transcript has 4 exons.